AAACAGCGAGUUUCAAAAUAACACUUGUUUAAACUCGUCGCUUUUAUGCUUGCUCCCCCCCAACAUCUCUUCCCAACAAAGUCUUUUCAAAUCCACCUUUUGUUAACGACCGCAUUUGAGCGAUUUCCAUUCUUUUGUUCGGCCGGAAUAAGCGGAAUUCAUGAUUUCCCCGCAAAGGCCAACGUAUCGCUAUUUCCCGUUUCCUGUACGACGGACAAAGCUAUCGUUCAUGCAAACGGACGUAUCUCGCGACAUUGACUGGAAACAGUUUCGAAUAGCCGUAGUGGAUGACAAUGACAUCAACCAAAAGAUUAUCUGCAAACUAUUGAAAAAGUUUCUGGACGUGGACAUAAAAGCGGCAGAUAUCUUUGAAAACGGCCAGCUAUGCCUCAAUGCCAUGGCCCAGCAUCGGUACGAUUUGGUCCUUCUCGAUAUUGAAAUGCCAGUAUUGGACGGAUGCGAAACUGCUCUGCGAAUCCGAAGCGGUCUACCUUCACCACCCCUCUCGACCCUCUCCAGUGCCCCCGAAAACCCCUCACCAACCUCGCCCUCAUCACCCACAUCCCCUUUCAACACCGACUCUGACACUGAAUCACCAGCAGUGCUCAAAGAUAACCGCGACAUACCCAUUGUAGUUGUCACAUGCAACGCCAUGGAUCAUCAACGACGACACUAUCUGUCCCUGGGGGUGAAUGCGGUUGUAGCAAAACCUCUACAUCCAGAAUUGUUUAUCACGACUGUAAAAGCGCAUUUAGCGGCAUUUGCUGCAAGAGCGCCAAAGGAGGCUGUAGAAAUGUGUCAAAGCGACGCCCAACUUUCACGAUUACCCGAUCCGCAAAACCGGUCCCAGGAAGGUGCCAGGGACAGUAACACACCAGGAGACGGUGGCUUAUCAACCAAGACGAAAUCACGGAUGCUGCGCAUACUCGAGUCGGUCUUGCAGGCGGAUGGAUUGGAAAGAGCGGGAAGCGCGUCUCGCCCAAAAGCUAAUCAAGGCAAUCACGAGGGUGUAAAGGGCUGAUGCCUGCGCCCUGUUUGCAAGAUGACAGUAUCCCCCUUGUAUCCCUUGAUCUUUUUUAUGUACAUAACGCCCAUUUUGUAUGAUAUGCCUGAUAGACAAAAUAAAUAGAAGGUCCC
Messenger RNA from Spizellomyces punctatus DAOM BR117, 1137 nucleotides. RefSeq lists its product as uncharacterized. The transcript is spliced from 3 exons. The coding region runs from base 161 to 1021 and encodes 286 amino acids. Gene Ontology annotation, biological process: phosphorelay signal transduction system. The record is from RefSeq and is a predicted model, not a curated record. Lineage: Eukaryota; Fungi; Chytridiomycota; Chytridiomycetes; Spizellomycetales; Spizellomycetaceae.